AUCCUACACAACAAAUGCCACAACAACCACAAUAUAUGAACCCACAGGAUCCUACACAACAAAUGCCACAACAUCAUCAAUAUAUGAACCCACAGGAUCCUACACAACAAAUGCCACAACAUCAUCAAUACAUGAAUCCACAGGAACAAAUGCCACAACAACCACAAUAUAUUAACUCACAAAAUCCUCCACAACAAAUGCCGCAACACAUGCCACAACAACCACAAUAUAAUCACAAUAUAUAA
Messenger RNA from Cetraspora pellucida, 245 nucleotides. The record is from the annotation of a GenBank genome assembly. NCBI's taxonomy places the organism in Eukaryota, Fungi, Glomeromycota, Glomeromycetes, Diversisporales, Gigasporaceae.